Messenger RNA from Mycena indigotica, 1584 nucleotides. RefSeq lists its product as uncharacterized. The record is from RefSeq and is a predicted model, not a curated record. NCBI's taxonomy places the organism in Eukaryota, Fungi, Basidiomycota, Agaricomycetes, Agaricales, Mycenaceae. The transcript has 7 exons. The coding region runs from base 163 to 1584 and encodes 473 amino acids.
CCACACACCACACCGAACGCGCUUGCCAGUCUCACUCUCCCUCGACGGCAAGACGGCUCCAAAGCCAGCCGGGGCUGGGGGCCCCUCCUGCGGACUUCCCUUCCGUUUCUGCUGCCCUCUUCACGGCCCCGGACGACCCCGACUUGCUUAAAAACCUUUUCAAUGCACACUACAGAAGACUCUGGCGUUGCGCUUACCUCUGGCGCCAAUUGGGGCCCCUCCUGCCGACUCCCUUUCGCUCCCGCUGCCCUCCUCACGGCCCCGGACGACUCGCCCCGGCCUGCUCAAUCCUUUUCAACGCGCUCGAACGAAGACACUAGGCGGCAACGCGGACGAUACACUCGCCACUGUAGCUGGUGGAGAGUUCUGGGCGCACCUUCUGCCACCGCGCGCCAUCGCGACGGUGGAUCGACGGGAAAAUGGACAGGCACCACGCGCCACACUCUGUCGUCCUUCGUGUGGCUUGCGCAACGAUCUGCCGGUUGGAUCUGGGCUGGCGCCAGGCGCGACGCUGGCCAAAUCUUGGCAGUUUCGGCCACGAUUGGUCCCGAGGUGCGCCUGGGACACAUCCCAGAUGUCUCGACGCGUUUCGGCGGUCUGCAUCGGCCGCGCUCGAGCUCGCUGUCGACAGUGGUCUGCACAAGAUCGCGCAGGCAGAGCGAACGCGGCCGUCCAGCCGCUGAAGUUUUCAAGACAAGCGGGCCAACGGCUGGCCCUGCGCUCGCCGAUCUCUGGACCUUCAGGAUGAGACGGGGCAAUAUGCCCCUCUAUCCCCAGCGAGUUUCACGCGGGACGACUGCGGGCUUGGGUCAGCGCUGCCCGGCCAGGACUUUCCGCGGCCAGCGACGUUCCGCUGCCCUCGAACGAAAAAGGAUUCUGGUCCUCCAGGGGCGGCGUACACGUCAAGAGAGACUCGCGAGACACAUCCUAGAUGCUCUCGAUCCGUCUCCGCGGGCUAUGUACUCCGCGUUCGCUGUGGACCGCGUUGUGCACACGAUCGACAGCGUUGGCUUGCUUCUUCAACUUCUCAAAGUUUGGAAGCGAACAGGCCAGCGGCUGGCCCUCCGCUCGCCGAUCUCCGUUGCGCGAAACUCGAGCCUGGCGAGCCGAGUCCUCGCUCGUUCGGCCUGGCGCUUUCAGGCCACUGUCUGGGUCUGCGCGGUCCUCCCGCUGUCUUCCGAGGCCAGGGGCGUUCCGGCCCGCAUCGCGGCCGUUCGGCGUGGAAACUUGCGCCCGGACAGCGAGCAUACGCCCGCCCAUCUCCUGGGAAUCGCAAGCGGAACGACGCCCUCGUCUUGCCGCAGCGCCGAACCAGCUCUCGCACAAGUCAAGCCCGACGUGCCCUGCGCGUUCUGCUUGCAAACAGCCGCCAUUAGUUUUUUCAGAUAUUACCUCACUGCUCAGUCAAUUUGCAGCCCGCAAAUGCAACGAGGUGGCCACAGCGCUGUCGUCAAAGCCAAUCCCCGAAGUACUUCCUUUACCGCGGCCCUUGACGAAGCUGGCACGGUGGCGAUACUGCCGGGCUGGCUCGUAGUCGGCACCGCCGUGUAUAAGUCUUCUGGCUCAUCACAAACAGCAUACUGA